Molecule: messenger RNA, 1809 nt
Organism: Pectinophora gossypiella (pink bollworm)
Lineage: Eukaryota; Metazoa; Arthropoda; Insecta; Lepidoptera; Gelechiidae
Gene: Uba3
Product: NEDD8-activating enzyme E1 catalytic subunit
Exons: 7
Coding region: 89-1444 (451 amino acids)
Biological process (GO): protein neddylation
Cellular component (GO): nucleus; cytoplasm
Molecular function (GO): NEDD8 activating enzyme activity
Source: RefSeq, a predicted model, not a curated record
UUUUAAUUUUCGAUUCGUUCAAAAAAUAUUGUGAUUUGCUGUUGCAGCUGCAUUUAUUUAUUUUUGUGGCUAAUUUAUUUCAAAAAGGAUGUCGGCUGCAGGGGAAUCUCAGACAGCAGAAUACCAACAGAGGAGAUGGCAGAACAUAAGAAAAUUGUUGGAGAGGUCUGGGCCGUUUUGCCAUCCAGAUUUCGAGCCGUCUGCCGAGAUUUUAGACUUUAUCAUGAACUCUUGCAAGGUUCUAAUAGUUGGAGCCGGUGGACUUGGUUGUGAACUCCUCAAGGAUUUAGCUCUGAUGGGUUUUAAAAAGAUACAUAUUAUAGAUAUGGAUACUAUUGAACUGUCCAAUUUAAACAGACAGUUUUUAUUUAGAAAGAGUGAUAUUGGCUCUUCUAAAGCUAAAUGCGCCGUGGAAUUUGUUAAUAAAAGGGUUCCAGGUUGUGAAGCGGUGGCUCAUCAUUGUACCAUCCAGGAUAUGGAUGAAGGAUUCUACCGUCAAUUCCACAUUGUGGUUUGUGGUCUUGAUUCCAUAGUUGCUAGACGGUGGCUGAACGGAAUGUUAAUGUCUUUGCUUCAGUAUAAUGAUGAUAGUAGUUUAGACCAGUCCAGCGUAAUUCCUCUAGUGGACGGUGGUACAGAAGGGUUUAAAGGCAAUGCCCGUGUGAUCCUGCCAGGGUUGAGUGCCUGCAUUGAGUGUACCUUGGACCUGUACCCACCACAGAAGACAUAUCCUCUAUGUACCAUUGCCAAUACUCCAAGAUUACCAGAACACUGCAUUGAAUAUGUGAAGGUCCUCCAAUGGGCUAAGGAGAACCCCUGGGGUAAUACUGUUCAAAUCGAUGGAGAUGAUCCCCAACAUGUGGCAUGGGUUAUGGAGAAGGCCCAGGAGCGAGCCGUGAAGCAUGGUAUCUCUGGUAUAACGUACAGGCUUACACAGGGAGUGUUGAAGAAUAUAAUACCCGCUGUAGCCAGUACUAAUGCUGCAAUUGCUGCUGCGUGCGCUACUGAGGUGUUCAAACUAGCGUCCUCUUGUUGCGCAAAUAUGAACAACUACAUGGUGCUAAAUAUGGCCGAUGGUGUGUAUACGUACACUUUCAAUGCGGAGCGACGAACGGACUGCGUCGCCUGUAGUAAUACUAAGCGCACAAUGGAAGUCGAACCGAGUGCUACUCUGCAAACUAUUUACGACCAGCUAUGUGAAAAUCCUGGUUAUUUGAUGAAAAGUCCAGGUAUAACAACGGUUAUCAAUGGGCGCAAUAAAACAUUGUAUAUGGCAUCAAUCAAGAGCAUCGAAGAGAGGACUAGAGAUAACUUAAAGAAGAAAGUAACUGAACUAGGCUUGUUCAAUGGCGCAGAAAUUCUGGUUGCUGACGUCACCACACCCAACACUGUUACUAUAAAACUAAAAUUCACCGAAAAUAUGGAUGUGGAAUCAACUCGAUAAUAUUUUUACAUACCUGCAUAAAAUUACGCGUUGUCUAUUUCGCGUUGGGAAGGCAGACACCACGGAGAUCCACUUACAAGGACCCUGACCCACACUUUCGCUUCAUCCACUCUCAUAAAAAAAGUCAUAAAUCAUUUUACAUUGUUUUUUUAUUAUAUUGAAUUCUAACUUUCGUAGUGUUUCAUUUACAAAUAUAGAGUCAUUCUAUAAUCUGUUCUUAUUCCAAAAUAAUUUCUCUAUUCUUAAGGUGGUUGUAAAAUUGCUGCCUGUGAAAUAAGGCCGCUUUUUGUGCCUUUCUGUAAUUUUAUUUUCUAUUUAUGUAGUGUGUUCCUUGUGCUCAUUAAAGUAUAAUAUUGUAUUGUAAU